Molecule: messenger RNA, 252 nt
Organism: Monoraphidium neglectum
Lineage: Eukaryota; Viridiplantae; Chlorophyta; Chlorophyceae; Sphaeropleales; Selenastraceae
Product: antiviral helicase SKI2
Exons: 4
Coding region: 1-252 (83 amino acids)
Biological process (GO): nuclear-transcribed mRNA catabolic process, 3'-5' exonucleolytic nonsense-mediated decay
Cellular component (GO): Ski complex
Molecular function (GO): nucleic acid binding; RNA helicase activity; ATP binding
Source: RefSeq, a predicted model, not a curated record
AUGAUCCGAUGCCCGAGCACGCCGCUGCAGGGUGCUGACGUCAUCCGUGACGUCGAGUUUGUCGUGUUUGACGAGGUCCACUACGUGAACGACGCGGAGCGCGGAGUGGUCUGGGAGGAGGUGAUCAUCAUGCUGCCCCCCCACGUGACCAUUGUCAUGCUGUCGGCCACGGUGCCCAACGUUAUGGACUUUGCGGACUGGGUGGGGCGCACCAAGAACAGGGUGGUCUACGUCAGCGACUCUCCGGGGUAA